AUGGAAGCGACCCAAGAAUCUACCCAGCCAUGCACAGACCCCCGCCGCAUGGGCUACAACAACUCUGGUCUCCAUGAGCAGGACGUGUCAGACAUAAUAUGCAUCUUGCAUCCUAGUUCCCCUGCUGCCCACCAUGCGGUGGCCGCCUCGGCCAGUUCUGCGCCCCAGCAUAUCCUUCAGCGGGAUGAGCUAGCGUUCGAGAGUUCAGCAGCUCUGGACAUUGGGCUUAGGUUGUCAUCGAAGGUGCAUGAUUUGAACACUGGCUUUUGUUUCGGACGGAACAGAACUCGCUGCGAUCUUCUCCUUGCCCGUGACCAGAAUUCAAAACGUAUCUCGAAUCAGCAUUUCCGUAUUUACCUCACUGAAGACGGGAUCAUUAUGCUCGAGGACAUAUCUACAAAUGGCACCAUUGUAGACAACUGCCGCCUUCGCAAGAACCAGAGAGAAAAUAGUCGAAUGCUGACCAACGGCUCUGUCAUACAAGUGAUGAACGGCGACCAAACCUCAGAUGAAGUUAGGUUCGUCGUCCGCAUUCCAAGCCGAGAAGGGUUUUCAAUGCAGUAUACGGAGAAUUUGCUACGGUAUUUUGAGCGGAUACAGAAGCACCGAGCAGGAACCACGCAGGUCAAGCCACGUCAAACCUCGGCACAGCCUGUUCUGCAAUGGACGGUUUCCAACACCUACGGAAUGCACUGGACAGGCGGGCCUAAGUACAAUGUCACCGGUCAGAUAGGGAAAGGUGCCUUUGCCACCGUGUAUAAGCUUGCCACAAAACAGCAUGGGGCCGUGUAUGCAGCUAAGGAGCUUGACAAGCGACGUUUCAUGAAAAAUGGCGUCUUGGACCAGAAAGUGGAUAAUGAGAUGAAGAUUAUGAAGGACCUCAAACAUCCUAAUAUUGUUCAAUAUAUGGACCACCACGAGCAUGAGCGAUGGAUCUACAUCAUCAUGGAAUAUGUCCCCGGUGGGGAGUUGUCGACGUACCUGCAAUCCACUGGCAAGAUUCCGGAGGACAUGGUCAAGACGAUUGCCCGCCAGGUCUUGCACGCGCUACAGUAUCUCCAUACGCGGAAGAUCACACAUCGGGAUAUCAAGCCAGAUAAUAUUCUCAUCUCCUCGCUCGAUCCACUAAGAGUUAAGUUGUCGGACUUUGGGUUGUCCAAAGUAGUACAGGAGGAGACCUUCCUCAAGACCUUCUGUGGCACAUUGCUUUACUGCGCCCCUGAAGUUUACCCAGAGUAUGAUUCCUAUCGUCGCGGUGAAGUCAGAAAACGGCGCAGAUUAGGUGAUCCACCACCGAAAACCUCUCCGUACAGUCAAUCCGUUGACAUGUGGUCGCUUGGCGCGGUUCUCUACCAUAUUCUUGCUGGUGUUCCUCCGUAUAUGGGCCGGGGCGAUGACAGAGGGGCCCAGAUGCUACGAACGAUCAUGACGACCGACCCCGAUGUUGAUAUUUUGCGCAACGAAGGCGUGUCAGAAGAGGGUAUCGAUUUUGUUACCCGACUUUUGAACCGCGACCCUCAAGCCCGUCCGACAGAACGAGAAUGCUUUCAGCAUCCAUGGAUUGCUGAGGUUGAGGAUGUGGAUGAGUAUGAUGACGACGAAGUAUAUGCCAAUGUCCGGGGUGAACUUUCAGACAUCGGUGAGGAUGCGGAAGAAGAAUUGGAUGCAUCUCAGCUAUCAAUCCACGACGAACCAGAACCCGAAGAUCCCGCUGAGCAAGAGGAUAGCGACUUGGCACAAUCCAAGCGGCCGAGGAUAGAUUAUCCCCCCACGGACGUUCGUUACCCAUCUCUGCCCCAUAUUGAAAGUUUAAAAGAAGUCCAAGUUGCUGCUGAUACAACACCAAAACGCCUCUUCGGCGAAAUCACCCCAUCUGUGUUAGGAAGCUCGGAUGCGCUGGGUUCUAAAAUGCAUGCGUUUGAAGGAGACAACUUCAGCAUUAAUGACUUCAUUUCUUCAGCCGCUGAACAUGAAUUCGUGGCACCCUGGCACAUCAAACAAUCGUCCGCCAGUCGUCGAGACACCGGCACAGCCAACUGGAGUGAAGGUGGGGGGUUCUGCAGAGAAAAGGGAGGCGAAGACAAAGCAGCGAACCAGCCCUGGUAA
Messenger RNA from Aspergillus oryzae RIB40, 2106 nucleotides. RefSeq names its product serine/threonine-protein kinase. Gene Ontology annotation, molecular function: ATP binding; protein serine/threonine kinase activity; protein binding. Gene Ontology annotation, cellular component: cytoplasm. NCBI's taxonomy places the organism in Eukaryota, Fungi, Ascomycota, Eurotiomycetes, Eurotiales, Aspergillaceae. The transcript has 4 exons. Bases 1 to 2106 code for a protein of 701 amino acids. Gene Ontology annotation, biological process: autophagy; peptidyl-serine phosphorylation. The record is from RefSeq and is a predicted model, not a curated record.